AUGAUGGACACUGCUAGUCCAGUGGAGAUGAGUGCUGAACGGAGGCGGACCUUGGCUUCCCGGCCUCCUCUUGAGAAAAUGCCAGAGCUUAGGUUUGGACCUCAAAGUCGCGUUAUUGACGCCCGCCCACAAUUUCUAGCCACCUCAAGCGUGUCCCCAAGCACCAGCUCUGGGUUCAUCAACUCUCCUUUUGCGAGCAACAGCCACAUCUCGCCCACAUCAAGCUGCACUCCAUUGGCCAUUGUCCCUACCUGGUCACCCAUGUGUGAUAGUCUUCAUCAUUCCACCAUACAAGGAGCCUGCGAGUCUCCAGGAGACGGCGCGUGGCCCAAAUCACAACCAUCGCAAACCAUCAAUGCCGGAAACUUUUCUUCAGCUUUUCACCAGUAUAUUGAGCUCGAUUCUUCACACAUGGUCUCUUCUGGAGUACCGACAUCACAAUCGACUUCGUACUUUGCCGCCUCGUCACCCAACUCUCAACAAGUGACUGGCCCCGAGUCUGCUCUCAUGGUCCACUGCUCCUUUUCUGGUGCAUACGGAAACAAUGACAUUUGGCAAGAAUCACCCAUCUUGCGACCCAUGCCUUUCUUGGACCAGGGCGAACACAUAUGGAACUCGCCUACAACUCAUGGGGAGGCCAACACUAUGAACUCAUUUCCUGCAGUUUUCACUGAUGCAGAAGGGGGUUAUUCGACAGAGGAGAGCCGUAGCACCGACGGAUCCCCCGUCGAAACUGUAUAUGGUCAGUCACCUGUGCUUAGCUGCGAACCAUGCGGCUUUUAUCCCAUUGCUGGCCCAGACCAGCGUAAAAAAUUGGAGAAGCACAAGAAGACCAUCAAGCACAGCAGGAAAACUGGAAAGGGAAUUGUGGACACGUUCCCCUGCGAUCAUUGUGCCGCCACAUACACCAGGCGAGACAAUCUCGUUCAACACCAAAAGUCUCAUUUCCAAGGCACACAGGCAGAGGUUGACUUUCCCUCUGCAACUGCAUUCAAUGAGGAGGUGAUUAAUCUCGGGCAUGGAAUGGAAUCUCUGCCCUUGGGAGUAGAGAGGCCAAAGAAACGGAGACGGCGGUCAUCGCUGAUGAGUCCGAGGAGUGGAGAGUAA
Molecule: messenger RNA, 1107 nt
Organism: Podospora anserina S mat+
Lineage: Eukaryota; Fungi; Ascomycota; Sordariomycetes; Sordariales; Podosporaceae
Exons: 1
Coding region: 1-1107 (368 amino acids)
Source: RefSeq, a predicted model, not a curated record